CUGGGAUCAUUAAAAAAACAGAGCAACACCCGCUCUCUCUAUAUCUCUCUGUCUCCCUCCCUCUCUGUGGUGGCGUCUUAUCAAUCGAGGCAUAUUCUCCCCCCCAACAAGUGCCACCAUAUGUUUCGCUUGUACAUUCGCGAUAAGCGUCGGUCGGGCGUGAUUAAACCCCACAAACUGAAUUGAGGCUGCACUCUGAGCUACACUCAGACGUGUAGUCGCAGUCGAACUGAUAGAUUGGGAUCGGACGGGUCUGGUCUGGUCUGGUUCUAUCGUGGCAGUGUGUACUUUCAGUAUUUCCUCGUUGAUUGCAAGCGACGGAAGUUAAACCCUAAAAUUACCACAAAUUAAUAACUAAAUAAGUACGAAACGCACGCAAGAUAUGGAAAUACGUGUGGGCGUAGGCGAUCUGAUGAAAAUGGGCACCAAGCUGGUGGGCCACAAGAUCGUACAAUACCGGCUGGCCACCAAGCAGACGAGGGUCAUCAGUACUAGGAACGGCCAGGUGAAAGGUCUGCGCCGGAAGACCCUCUACGACGAGGAGCUGUACUAUGCCUUCGAGGGCAUACCGUUUGCCCAGCCCCCGCUGGGGGAGCUGCGUUUCCGAGCCCCGGAGCCGGCAGAGCCCUGGCAGGGGAUACGCGACUGCACGUAUCCUCGGGCCAAGCCCAUGCAGAAGCAUUUCGUGCUGAGCAUCGUCGAGGGUUCCGAGGAUUGUCUGUAUCUGAAUGUUUACGCCAAGAAGUUGGACACGGAGCAGCCGCUGCCGGUUUUGGUGUGGAUCUACGGCGGUGGCUUUCAGAUCGGCGAAGCCUCCAGGGAUUUCUACAGUCCGGAUUACUUUAUGAAGCAGGAUGUGAUCCUGGUCACGUUUAACUACCGCGUGGGUGCCUUAGGUUUCCUGAGCCUUGCCGAUCGCGAUUUGGACGUGCCCGGCAAUGCGGGACUCAAGGAUCAGGUGUUGGCCCUGCGCUGGGUGCGGGAAAACAUCUCGCAAUUCAAUGGCGAUGCAAAUAAUAUCACGCUGAUGGGCGAGAGUGCUGGGGCCGCCUCCACGCACAUGAUGAUGACCACGGAACAGACGCGCGGACUCUUCCACAAGGCCAUCAUGCAGUCGGGUUCCAUGUACAGCGAGUGGGCCAGCGAGCCACGUGGGAACUGGGCCUAUCGGCUCGCCUGCUCCAUCGGGUAUUCAGGCAGCGAGAAUGAAAAGGAAGUCUUCCGGUACUUGCAACGCGCCUCCGCCAGUGACUUGGCGACGCACUGCAUUGCUUUGAUCACGCAGGAGGAGAAGCGCAACUAUGUCCUGUUUGCCUUUACGCCCGUGGUGGAGCCUUAUGUGACCAGCGCUUGUGUGAUGCCCAAGCCACAUCGCGAGAUGGUCGCCGAUGCCUGGGGCAAUGAUAUCCCCCUGAUCAUUGGCGCCAACUCGUUUGAGGGUCUGUUCUCCUACCAGUCCACCAUGCAGGACGCGGAUCACAUGCUCAGCGCCUUUGAGGCGCUGAUACCACGGGAGGUCCGCCACCAGGUGACUCCCGCAGAGCUCAAGGAUCUGAUAAGGGAAUUUAAGAUCUCGAACUUCGAUGAUGCCACGCGCGGACGGAUGGAGUUCAACGAGUGCCUCCACCUGCUGUCCAUCAAGCACUUCUGGCAUGGAAUACACCGCACGGUGCUCUCCCGCCUGGCCCUGGCCCCCACCACGCCCACCUACCUGUACCGCUUCGACUUUGACUCCCCGCACUUUAAUCACUUCCGAACGGUGAUGUGUGGCCGCCAUGUACGCGGCGUUAGCCAUGGCGACGACGUCUCCUACCUGUUCUACUUGCUGCUGGCCACCAAGCUGGACAAGUCUUCGAUGGAGUACCGCACCAUUGAGCGGAUGAUUGGAAUGUGGACAGCCUUUGCCGCGAAUGAUAAUCCCAGUUGUCCGCAAAUAUCCCCCGUGAUGUGGGAUGCUUUGGACACCAAUGGUCCACAGAUGUGCCUCAACAUUGGACACAAUUUGGAGUUCUUUGAGCUGCCCGAAACGAAGCAGCUUCGUAUGUGGGAUAGACUUUACGAUAAGCAGAACAAUAAUGAAAUGAAACUGUCCCACACGGCCAGUGCUUCCGCCUCGGGAAGCUCGAUCAUCUCCAGCUUUUGGCUGAUGUUCAAGCAAUGCUCUACACCGUUUUCGGUCCGCUCAACGGGCAGCCAUUCGGCGGGGGCAAUGGCCGGGCAAUUGGGAUCUCCGGUGGCUGCAAAUGCCGUCCACAUGCCCACCAUACAACAUGUAGGAGAGCUCAUCGGCAUGGGACACACCACGGAUUCGAUCGCCGCAGACCAAGCGACGGAACUGGUUGAAGUGCGGCGAAUCAAAGUCAAAGCGAUAGAGGCAUGGGGCAGCAUGUCCUUGUGCCUGACCGGCACCACACAAUGUGACGUCUCGUACGGCUCCACCACUGGCCCAAAGGCGAACAGCAAGAAACUGCGUAUCUCCUCCCUGGUGAUGAUGUCCUGGUCCGUGUUUGCUAUCUGGCGGGCCGAUAUUUUGAAAGCGUCAACCGUCGUGCUUAACGAAAUGAAUAAAAUGAAAUACAAUAGUGCUUUUAUUCCGCCCAUUCAGGUGCAGACAGAGAGUGGCCCUGUGGUGGGCCGACGCCGCACAGCCGUCUAUGGCGACGAGUAUGUGAGCUUCGAAAGAAUUCCCUAUGCCCUUCCGCCAGUGGGGUGUUUACGUUUCAUGGCGCCGUUGCCGGUGACACCCUGGACGGAGCCCUUGGAUUGCACGGAGAAGGGCCCGAAGCCGUUGCAAAUGCAUGAAAAGAAGUUUAUAGAGGGUGCUGAGGAUUGCCUGUAUUUGAAUGUGUAUGCCAGGAAGCUCCAUUCACCGAAACCACUGCCGCUGCUCGUCUACUUCUUUGGAGGCGGCUUUGAAAUCGGCGAUGCCACGACCGACGUGAACGGUCCCGACUACUUUAUGAUGCGCGAUGUGGUUGUGGUCACGAUAUCCUAUCGAGUCGGGGCCUUGGGCUUUCUCAGUCUCAAUGAUCCCGCCGUGGGCGUGCCCGGCAAUGCUGGGCUCAAGGAUCAGCUACUGGGCCUCCAAUGGAUCUCCGCGAAUGCGGCCAGUUUCAAUGCAGAUCCCAAUAAUGUGACGGCGUUUGGCGAUAGUGCCGGGGCAGCCUCUGUCCAUUAUCUGAUGCUGAACCCCAAGGCGGAGGGACUGUUCCAUAAGGCCAUUCUGCAGUCGGGCAAUGCGCUAUGUCCGUGGGCUGUUUGUCCGAAAGCAACCCAAAUGGCGAGGCGGCUGGCCGACCAGCUGGGAAUGGACAAUGUGGAUGCCGCCACCGAUGCCAUGAUCUUGGACUAUUUGCAAGUCCAGCCGGGCCAUAGGCUGAUGGAGAACCGUCAGAUAAAUGUUUCUGAGCUCCUGGAUGGUUUUAUAAUCCAGUUGGGGCCAACUGUGGAGCCCUACGAAACUGAUCACUGUGUGCUGGCCAAGAAUCCCUCUGAUCUGCUGGCCACUGCCUGGGGCAACAAGAUUCCCGUUCUUAUGGGUGGCACCUCCUUCGAGGGUCUAAUGGUAUUCGGCGUAAUGAUCUCGAAAGACUUGAAAAGCGUAUUGAAAAUUCUUAAAAAUCAGCCUCAGCGUUUGCUGCCGUUUGAUCUCCAGCGGGUCCUGCCACGUGUCACGGCCCGAAAGUUGGGCCUGUCCGUGCAGGCGAUGUAUUUCGGGACGACCGCACCGAUGGAGUCGAUGGAGGGAGAGGUGAACUUCUGCGAAUACAUCAGCGACAAGCACUUCUGGUUACCCAUUAUGGAUGUAGUCCGGUCACGCCAAGACCCUAGCCUGGCCCCCACGUAUCUCUAUUGCUUCGACUAUGACUCGCCGACGUUUAAUCAUGUACGUAUCAAGUGUUGCGGGAAAGACUCGGUUGGCACAUGCCAUUACGACGACCAUUCGUAUCUGUGGUUUGGCAACUUCUCAUGGAAGCUGCAAAAAGAUAUGCCUGAAUAUCUGACCAUCGAACGCAUGAUUGAUAUUGUGACCACCUUCGCCGAGACCUCUGAUCCCAACUGCCAGAGUGUCCUCACGCAGCUUCAUCCUACGAUAAAAUGGAAGCCUAUAGUGGAUGAUUUCGAGUGCCUCAACAUUUCGGACACUAUUAAAGUGAUGGAGGUGCCGAAUUUGAAAAAGCUGAAGAUGUGGGAGAAGAUCAUCAAGACGAAAUAUUUAUUGUAAAGUGCAAAUGUAAGGGCAUUGAAGUGUUUAAUUUAUAUAUUUAUAUAUAGUUAGCCGAAAGAGAAUGAUUAUAAAAUAAAUUAUAUGUUUUGUAUUUUCUUCUGUCUGCUUGCCAGGGCUGCAGUAUUACAAAAAUGGUAAAACAUUAUAAUUAUAUUGUAAGUAGUUAUUCUUGUAUUAUUUAAUGGUUCUUGAAUCCAAGAUUUAUGUACAAUAAUUUUGUAUUUUUUAAAAUAAUAAUACAAAUAGUAUAACAGUAGCCCUGGCUUAGGCCUGCCAGCCCAUCAAUCCACCUCGCAGUUGGCAGCUCUGUUUAUAACGGCACCGGUCGUCAGCGUCCGCGUCGCAGUCGCUGGCCGCUCGCUCAACAAAAUAAUAAACAAAUACUAUGAAAACAGCCGUAAAAGUAUAGUAUUAGUAUAUGUACAAAGCUUUUGUGAGAAAGCAAGCAAAGCAAAACUGAAAUAUCAGCUGUCUCAGUGAAUUCGUGCGGUCAU
Messenger RNA from Drosophila pseudoobscura, 4722 nucleotides. RefSeq lists its product as uncharacterized. The transcript is spliced from 10 exons. NCBI's taxonomy places the organism in Eukaryota, Metazoa, Arthropoda, Insecta, Diptera, Drosophilidae. Gene Ontology annotation, molecular function: serine hydrolase activity. The record is from RefSeq and is a predicted model, not a curated record. Bases 383 to 4225 code for a protein of 1280 amino acids.